AUGUACAAAGAAAAGAAGUAUAUGGAUAAGAGAACUAAGUCGUUCAAAACAAAGCAGAUGCCAUAUCCAAUCCCGGAACGAUCUGAAGCGUUCUGGAAGCACUUGAGAUUCGAGCAACAAAAGAAUCCGUUCCAAAUUGAAGACUAUGUUUUUGAUGAGAAGGAUACGGUUUACAGUAUUCACAAGACCCCAAACGGAAUGUCCUCUGAAAUUCCUGAUCCUCAAAACCGAGACAUCAAAUUAGUGCUUAAAAUGCAUUACAAAUGUAAAUUCAAUCUAUACUUUAGUAGAGAAGAUCCGACGAGGGAUGAAGAAGCAAACAGAAGUUGUAAAUUUUUGAAGGUUCGUGUAUUUACUCUAAACAAAACAAUUAUUUCGAAAAGAUUUCAGAAUGUUAUGACACAAAAAGUUCGUUGUGCACCGUAUGUGGCUAAUGAAAUCGGAUUGAAUUUCAAUUCCCCGAUUCGAACAAGCCGUUUUUUCAGCCAACUUGCCAAAAAUUUCAUCUACGAUGGAAACUCCAUUCUCCGAGUUCCAGAAUCUUUUCACGACCCUGAUCGAUUUGAACAUUCUCUGGAAAUCGCGCCACGCAUUGAAUCUUGGUUCGGAAUCUAUAUCGCUGUUAAAGAACUUUUCGACGGAGACCCGGUUCUCAAUUUUGCCAUUAUUGACAAAUUGUUCUACAACGCUCCACAAAUGUCUCUCCUCGACUACCUGCUUCUGAUUGUGGAUCCGCAAUCUCAUAUGGACGAAGUUCGAAGAAACCAUAAAGAACAGUUGAAUUCGGGAAAUUUGACAAUUAAGCCAGCUAUGUUUCAAAGCAUUGAUCAAUUGCUUGCGAAUUUAAAGUUAAAAGCAGCAUCGGUAUGGAAUCCUAAAAGGUCAGAGUUUGCUGAACGUCAUCUGACAUUUAUCAGAUUGAGCAAGUAUAAUUCCCACGAAGAAAUGAUUCCAGUUCCAAGAGGAAGAGACAGAAAUGCCCCAAUUGACAGAGUUCCAUUGUUUCAAAUUUAUGAGAAGAACCGUAAAUACAUCGAGUUUCCUCGCUUACCAUUGGUGGUGUGUAAGAGCGGUAAUAACGAGUAUUCGGUCCCCAUGGAGUUUCUAGAAGUGUACGAAAAACCACAACGCUACAAAAAUCGAAUCGACUUUGCGAUGCAAGACAAAUUUGUGAAUGCAGCGACACGCGAUCCUCAUAUGUAUAAGAAGGAAGCGCUUGAGAUGUUGAAAGAUCUCGAUUUUUCAUCUGGAUCGCUGAACUUUGUUGAACGGUUUGGAUUCAGUACCGAUCUGAAAAUGAUAGAGUGUGUUGGAAAAGUGCUGAAGGAACCAUCACUCGUCAACAAAGAUAAUCAAAAGAUCAGUAUGACACCUGUGGUUAGAGGAUUCCAAGAGAAAGCGUUGAACGUGGUUCCAGAAAAAGAACUCUGUUGUGCCAUUUUUGUUCUUCGCGAGGACAAAGAGACAGAGCCAUGUUUAGAAGAAGAAGAUGUGAGGAGGUUCUACAAGACGCUCAUCGAUGGUUGUGAAUUCAGAUCUAUUCGAAUCGGAAAACAUCAAAAUAGUCAAGUUCGUUCCUUGUUGCAAGAUCCUGAAAGUGGGAAGUAUGGGUUCUACCCGAACGUGCAGCUCACUGCGGGCGUACGCAACUUUAGAGCUUGUGCUAACGAUGCGAAAGCAAUGUUUGAGAGACUUGCUGACAAGAAUAACAAGAUUCUACUGUUCAUCGUCUUUUCGAAACGUCGUUGGAAUUUCUAUGGUUUCGUGAAACAGUUCUGCGAUGUUGAACUUGGUGUAGCCAGUCAACAUGUUACUGCCCACGUCGCGAAAAGAGCUCUACAGGAUAUGUCUUCUCAUAAACCUUCUAAACGAAUUUUCUAUCAAAUCGCUUUAAAGAUCAAUGGAAAACUAGGAGGUGUGAAUCAAGAACUCGAUUGGUCAGAAAAUGCAGAGAUGACAGUUGAAGAAAAAGAAAAGAGGAAGAAUAUGCCACUCCGAAUGUAUGUUGGGAUUGAUGUCACUCAUCCGACGAAUGGAAGUGGAAUCGACUACUCGAUAGCUGCUAUUGUGGCAAGUAUGAAUCCAGGAGGAACCGUUUAUCGUAAUAUGAUUGUAACUCAAGAAGAGAAUCGUCCAGGUGAACGUCCGGUAGCUCAUGGAAGGGAGAGAACUGAUAUCUUGGAAGGGAAAUUCGUGAAGCUUUUGAGAAUCUUUGCAGAGGCAACAAUAGUUUUGUUUCUAUUUGUUUUACAGAACAACGAAAACCGUAUUCCCUCACAUAUUGUUGUUUAUCGAGACGGUGUGAGCGACUCAGAAAUGCUGCGUGUCAGUCAUGAUGAAUUAAGGUCAUUGAAAGCGGAAGUUGAACGAUUCCUGAAGGAGCGAGGCAAGAAUGAGCAAAUUCCGGAGUACACCUUCAUCGUUCUACAAAAGAGACACAAAACUCGGCUUUUCCGCAAGAUUGAAAAUGAGCGGCCGAAAGAUGAGGAAGCAGCGAAACGAUGGGACGAAGAGCUGAAGGCUAGCCAAAACACGGGUUUUGUGAAUCCUACUUCUGGGACAACUGUAGAUAGAACUAUAGUUUCCAAGUAUAAGUUCGACUUCUUCCUUUCGUCUCAUCACGGUGCGCUUGGAACAUCGCGACCUGGUUAUUACACAGUUAUGCAUGACGACAAGAAAAUGACAAAGGAUGAAUUAUAUGUGAGUUCGGAGAGAAAAAUAGUUUUCACCGAACUAUUUCAGAAAAUGACCUACGAAUUGUCAUUCCUCUCGGCUAGAUGCCGUAAACCAAUUUCUCUACCAACACCGGUUCACUACGCUCAUCUCUCUUGUGAGAAGGCGAAGGAGCUAUAUCGCUGUUUCAAGAAUGACGGUUUUGCACACUUUCCACGACAAGCGAGAAGGGAAGAUAUCGAACAAUACCUGCAAACCAAUAUCCAGUAUCCUGGGAUGUCCUUUGCCUAG
Molecule: messenger RNA, 2964 nt
Organism: Caenorhabditis briggsae
Lineage: Eukaryota; Metazoa; Nematoda; Chromadorea; Rhabditida; Rhabditidae
Gene: Cbr-rde-1
Product: Protein CBR-RDE-1
Exons: 7
Coding region: 1-2964 (987 amino acids)
Molecular function (GO): nucleic acid binding; protein binding
Source: RefSeq, a predicted model, not a curated record